Messenger RNA from Pyrenophora tritici-repentis Pt-1C-BFP, 2658 nucleotides. Its product is annotated as PepN, Aminopeptidase N. Gene Ontology annotation, molecular function: zinc ion binding; peptide binding; metalloaminopeptidase activity. Gene Ontology annotation, biological process: peptide catabolic process; proteolysis. Lineage: Eukaryota; Fungi; Ascomycota; Dothideomycetes; Pleosporales; Pleosporaceae. The record is from RefSeq and is a predicted model, not a curated record. Gene Ontology annotation, cellular component: cytoplasm.
AUGGCUUCCGAUCGUGACGUCCUCCCUGCAUGGGCGAAGCCUUCCCACUAUGUCCUCUCUCUCCACGACAUCGAAUUCGGUGGUAGCUUUGGCUACAAGGGUACCGUAAACAUCACCACCAAGAUCACAAAGGACGAUGGCUUCAGCAGCCUGGUCCUGAACGCGCAUCAGCUCAAGCUCCAGAGCGCUGAGCUCAGGACUGGCGACAAGACACAAUCUGCAAAGAACAUUACAUACGAUGAGAAGAGGCAGCAGGUCACACUGGACUUUGGCGAAACAAUCAAGUACACUGGCGAUGCACAGCUGGAGAUCAAAUUCGACGGCUCAGUCAACAACAUCAUGGCCGGUUUCUAUCGCUCAAAGUACAAGCCCAAGGCCGACGUUCCCGCAUCCGUGGCCAAAGACGACGAGUUCCACUACAUGUUCAGCACCCAAUUCGAAGCCUGUGAUGCCCGCCGCGCUUUCCCCUGCUUCGACGAGCCAAACCUAAAGGCCACUUUCGAUGUCGAGCUUGAGGUGCCAAAGGACCAAGUUGCGCUCAGCAACAUGCCCGAAAAGGAGAUCAAGCCUAGCAAGCGAGACGGCUUCCACACUGUCGUAUUCGAGCGAUCACCCAUCAUGUCGACUUACCUUUUGGCAUGGGCUAUCGGCGACUUUGAAUACGUCGAGGCUUUCACAGAGCGCAAGUACAACGGCAAGAACAUCCCAGUCAGAGUCUACACCACUCGCGGUCUGAAGGAGCAAGGUCGCUUUGCGCUGGACAACUGCCACAAGAUUGUCGAUUAUUUCUCCGAGGUCUUCCAGAUUGACUACCCCCUCCCCAAGGUUGAUUUGUUGGCCGUCCAUGAAUUCUCACACGGUGCCAUGGAGAACUGGGGUCUCAUUACCUACCGUACUACUGCCUUGCUUUUCGACCCCGCGACAUCCGCAGACAGCUACCGAAACAGGGUCGCAUACGUUGUAGCUCACGAGCUCGCUCAUCAGUGGUUCGGCAACCUUGUCACCAUGGACUGGUGGAAUGAGCUUUGGCUUAACGAGGGUUUCGCCACAUGGGUGGGAUGGCUUGCUAUUGACCAUCUGUAUCCUGAAUGGAACGUAUGGGGACAGUUUGUCACUGAUUCCGUGCAACAAGCCUUCGCUCUCGACGCCCUCCGGACUUCUCAUCCCAUCGAAGUACCUGUAUACGAUGGUCUCGAAGUUGACCAGAUCUUCGAUCACAUUUCCUACCUAAAGGGAUCUUCCGUCAUCCGCAUGCUGAGCGCCCACUUGGGCGAGAAAGUCUUCCUACAAGGUGUUGCCGACUACCUCAAGGCUAACCAGUACUCCAACGCCACAACCAACGAUUUGUGGUCCGCCUUGAGCAAAGCCUCUGGCCAGGAUGUCAAUAGCUUCAUGGAUCUCUGGGUUCGUAAGAUUGGUUUCCCGGUUGUCACAGUGGCAGAGGAGCCUGGCCAAAUUGGACUUCGCCAGCAACGUUUCCUGCUUGCGGGUAACGUGAAGCCUGAAGAGGACGAAACUACCUGGUGGAUUCCAUUAGGUCUCCACACCGGCGACUCGGCUUCUGCUGCAUCUCUUCACAAGACUACCGCUUUGACACAAAAGGAAGACACUGUCCGAGACGUCAGCGAAGGCUUUUACCAGCUCAACAAGAACCUCACUGGCUUCUACAGGACCAACUACCCUCCGGACCGCCUGAAGAAGCUCGGUGAGUCUUGUGACCAGCUCACAGUCGAGGACAAGAUUGGUCUUGUUGGUGAUGCCUACGCAAAUGCUGUCGCUGGAUAUGGUUCAACCCCUGGCCUCCUCGCUCUGGCUGAGCGCUUCCAGGAUGAGUCUGACUACCUGGUUUGGUCCCAAAUUCUCACCAACAUUGGCAACGUACGUAGCGUUUUCUCUGGUAGCCAAGACAUCAGCGAGGGCCUGAGGAAAUACCAUCUCAAGCUCAUCACACCAGCUGUUGAAAAGGUUGGCUGGGAGUUCAAGGAUGGCGAGAGCUACCUUGUCGGUCAGCUUCGUGCUAGUCUCAUCCUGUCUGCUGGUAUCGUCGGUCACCAGGCUACUGUCGACGAGGCUCUGAAGCGAUUCGACGCCUACAUUUCGAACGGCGACAAUAAGGCUAUUCACCCGUCUCUUCGCCGAGCCGUCUUUGCGACUGCCAUUAAGAACCGCGGUGAAUCAGCACUCAAGGCUGUCCAGAACGAGUACCUCAACACCACAUCCAUCGACGGCAAGGAGAUUUGCCUCGGCUCUCUCGGCCGCGUACAGACUCCUGAGCUCGCCAAACAAGUCAUGGACUUUGUCUUCUCCGAUGCCGUCGCCAUGCAAGACAAGCACUCUUCCACCAUUGCCCUGGCCAACAACUCCAAGGUGCGCCCAGAAGUCUGGUACUACAUCCGCGACAACUGGGACUCCAAGGUCCACCCUGCACUCCGUGGGAAUCCAGUUGUGCUAGAGCGCUUCCUGCGCUUCGGUCUCAACAAGUUCACCGAUGCGGCUGUUGCGGAUGAUAUCCAAAAUUUCUUCAAGGACAAGGAUACCCGGGGUUACAACAAGGGACUUGAGGUUGUCGACGAUACGAUCCGCAGCUAUGCGGCAUACGCGGCGCGUGACGAGAAGGUUGUAAGAGAGUGGUUGAGCGCAAACGGAUAUCUGGCAUGA